UUUUCAGUGUCCGUUAUGGGAGACACUAAGCUCUGCUUAUUUCUUCUUUUCAGUGCUUAUGCUUUGGCUGAGCCAAGCAUUCAAGUAUCUGAUGAAGUUGUAUCAGCACCAUUAUGCCCAUUGGCAACAAGAUAUACAACCUUCAAGAAAUAUGUUUAUCAGUACACAGCCGAGAGCACAAAUGGGGUGACUGGCACAGCAAACACAAAGAAUGGUCCAAAAAUCUCCUGUAAGGUUGAACUUGAGGUUCCUCAGACCUGCAGAUUUGUCCUGCAUACCACUGAGUGUACCUUGAGUGAAGUGACCGAUGUUGAUGAUCAGGGCAAACCAGUCUACACACAAGCUCCUGGAAGUCAGUCCUUCCAAGAAGCCAUGAAGAAGAGCCCCUUGCAUUUUUCGGUGGAACAUGUGACCGCAGUUCUCAUCUAUCCUGAAAAGGACGAACCUGAGAAUAUAGUGAACAUAAAGAGAGGAAUCAUCUCUGCUCUCUUGGUGCCUCUCACAGAUGAAGAGUUCAAUAAGGAAAUGACCACCAUACAUGGUAUUUGCCCGACUGACCUUACUGUCAACUCAAGAAAGGAUAUUGACACUGAUGUGACCGUGGUCAGGGAUCUGAGAGCAUGCAGUCUUUUCUAUCCUCGCUACCUCCACACCAGUCCUCUGUCCCUCCUACCCAGCUUGGAUGGACUUAUCUCUAAGCUAAUCAGUGGCACCCAGACCUGCAGAUAUCAGUUUGACAACAGGAGAAAGCACAUGACUGAAGCCCUGUGCACAGAAAAGCAUGUUUUUACUCCAUUUUCUCAUGAUGCCCAAUAUGGUAUUACUGCUGAAGUGAAGCAAAGCUUAAUCCUGCAAGAGUCAGUAAAGAGUAACAACAGAUUUUUCAGCAACAAGGAAGGUGUAGAGAAAAGGCUUUUUGCAGAAGAAGUGGAAGACAAGUCCUUCAGCCAGACCAAGGAGGACGUUAUUACUACUAUGAAAACCCUCAACGACCUGACUCGCUUAGGAAGAAAUGAGGAGAGGGCACGUCUCUUCCACAAACUCGUUUUUCAGAUCCGGGCCAUGAAGAAUGAGACCCUGUAUUUAGCUGUUAAGGAGAUGAUGCAGAUUUCCAAAGGGCUGACCUGGCAGGCCCUGCUCCAGUGUGGCACCAGCGAGUGCACCAGUGCCGUUCUUCAGGUCAUCAGAGACUUAGAUGAACCGGCAUGGGAAGUGGAUGCAAUUGUGUACACUGUGGGUCUUAUGCCACAACCCACCCCGCAGCAGCUCAGAGAUAUGCUUAGCAUGGCCCAGCACCGUCCCAGCAAGCCAAUCAUGUAUGCACUGGCAAACAUAGUAAAGAAAUUUCCUCAAAACAACGUGAUGGAAAUCCCUGAAGUAAGAGAGGUAGCAGAAUUCAUGGAAUUUAUGCUUGGGGACUGCUCUGGAGAUGAGGACAAAACUUUUCUUACACUGAGGGUCAUUGGUGUAAUGGGCAAACAAAUGGAAGGCUUCCCGUCUCUGAAAUCUGCCCUCUUAAGCUGUGUUAGCCAGCGUCAAGCUUCCUUGUCAGUUCAAAAAUCAGCUAUCCAGGCUUUCAGACUGAUGGAAAUUGAUUCAGAUGUGAUUAAAGCUCUCCUAGCAGAGUACCAAGCCACAGAAGCACCAGCCCAGAAACGCAUAGCUGCAUAUUUGAUAUUGAUGAGGAAUCCAGAGGUUGUAGAGAAGGUGUUGAAGGCCUUAAAGUUUGAGAAGAACCCACAAGUCAAGAGCUUUGUUGUGUCUCACAUGACCAACCUUCUAGACUCAACAGAUCCGAAUCUCCAGACAGUAAAAGAUGUCAUCACCCAAGCCUUGCAAAUAGAGGAGAACUUUGUUCCGGAUUUUAGCAAGUCUCAUAAUUACAAGCUGAAGAUGCCAAUGGCUGGAUCAGUUGAGACCAAUGUGAUCUUUGACUCUGCUGACUACAUGCCCAGAGAAAUGAUGUUAGCAACCACCCUUGAUAUUUUAAAUGCUGACUUGCUUGAGAUUGGUCUGGAGGGGGAAGGCUAUGAUUCAACCAUUGAGGCCCUGUUUGGUGAAAAUGGUUUCUUCCCUGAUGCCAUCUCAAAAGCUAUGUACUGGGCCAAUGACCAGGCACCACCGGAAGUAAGCAAAGUUCUGGAGAAAUGGAUUUCCCCCUUAAAAGGCAACAGAAUGAAGAGAGAGGUCACACAGAACAUCAUGGAGCAGAUUAAGGAAAACUUUGACAAGUUUAAAGAAGGUCUCCAAUACCUUAAAGACAAUAAAGAUUCCACCAAGGCCAUGGCUUACUUGCGGUUUUUGGGAACAGAACUGGGAUACAUGAAGACCAGCGAACUCACUGGCAUUAUGGAUGAUAUCAUGUCUUAUAUUAACAUUUUCUUCAAAGAUAUUUUAUCAGUGUCUCUAAAGAAAAUAACAACUCGAAAGGAUAAUGAACUUUUUGCCCACUACAUGUUCUUGGACCAAGCCUUUAACCUGCCUACAGGUUCUGGUUUCCCUCUCAAGUUUUCACUGGCUGGAGUUUUUGCCCCUGGUGCCAUAGGAGGCCUGAAUUUUGCCCGUGGCAUGCAGCAGCUGUCAUUCAGACCAUCAGUGGGAGUGGAAUUUAUCACCCACAUGGGCAUUUACCUCCCUGAAUAUAUUAAUGCUGGAAUUAGGCUUCACACAAACAUUUACCAUGAGAGUGGCCUGAACGCCAAAAUUUCGAUGAGUGGUACCCAGGUGAAGCUUUCUUUUCCUGUGCCAAAGGAAAACACUCAACUGAUCAGCAUCAGCAAUGAGCUUAUUUCACUGACCUCGUCUGAAGAGAAGAAAGUGCCCUCUAUGUUGCCGGACAGGAUGGAUUAUACAGGAUGCAAUCUCAUUCUUCCUGGAAUGAAGUACUGCACCAUUCAUCAGUAUUACAAACAUAGCAGCAACUCCCCUUAUUUCCCUCUAACUGGAGAUAGCAGGUUUGCUGUGGAGCUUCAGCCAACAGGGGAGGUAUCAGAAUACACAGCUGCCCUCACCUAUGAACUGCUGAGGGAGGGCAAGGAGGGCCGCCAUAAGGUUGAUAGCUUGGUUCUUUCUCUUAAGGCAGAGGGCUCCACACCUACAGAGGCCACUGCUAAGUUCAAAUACAACCGUAAUAAGAACACUUUGUCCAGCGAGUUUCAGAUUCCAGACAUUGAUGUUGAGGCUGCAGUAAAACUGGCAGUCAUUGAUAGCGCUGGAAAAGGGAAGAUGCGUGGCAUUACCAUCGAUGUAAGCAGCAGAGAAAGCCUUCAGCUGUCUUUAGCCGGACGUGCCAGGAUGGAGUCCAUGAAAAAUGGUUUGUUAGAACUAGAAUUAGCAGUUCCCGCUCUACAGUUGACCGCUUCUGCUACUGCUAGUCUGAAUAAAGUGGACAGUCAUGUUCUACAACUUGAGACCAUGUAUAAAAUGCCUGAGAUGUCCUCUCUGAACAAAGUGCUCCUAAAAUAUGAUGAGAACCAGGUUGUACUGGAGAUUGGUUCUGAUAUGAACUCUGAGAUUGCAAAACUCACCCCAAACCUGGACAACUAUCGCACACAGUUACAGCAAUUUAUAGAUGAAAUGCUUGACCAACAGGUGGCCAAAACUGAUAUGAAGCUGCGUCAUAUUGUUUCCAAAGGAAUAGAGGCAGCUAAUAUUUGGCUUGAGAAAUUUGGAACAGAUAUUCCAUAUUUGAAGAGUCUUAGAAGCAGGAGAUCACUCUCAGACCUCACUCUGCCCUGUAUACCAGAAACAUUGUCUCUGAAGUAUGACACACAGUUCCUGUACAAAUUAAAAAAUGGCAAAGUAUUCUUUUCUCUGCCUCUUCCUUUCGCUGGAAAAUCAACUGAAGAUCUAAAACUCCCAUCUAUGAUAGCACUUCCAAGAAUUAACGUGCCGUGUCUUGGACUAGAUGUGCCAGAAACCAAGCACAAAUUACCCCUCAUCACCAUUCCUGAGAGCCUGGACUUCUCUUUGCCUAUGAUUGACAUGGUCGAGGCUUCUGCUAAAGUAAGCAGCAACCUUGGGACCUGGGAAGGCCUUAUCUCAGCUGGCAACUUCACAGUGGAUGUUCCCAGCUACAUCGCUAAAUACAAAAUUGCGGCCACCUGUCCUGUGACACUGUUUUCAUAUGAAGUUGAAGGUAUGGCCAUGAUUGGUGGCACUUUGGAUGACACCCUUAAAUAUCAUCUGAAUGGCUCCUUACACCACAGUUUCCUUGAUGCCAGCUUCAGUAUCGUGAAAAGCAUUGAUGCUUUUGAAAAACUAAGGAUAAAUUACAAGGCUGAAGCAACAGGUCCAUGUGGGCUCCAAACCUCCCUAAUCUGUUCUACACAGGCUCACUAUACUGGCAGUGAAAUCACUUCAGAUACAAAUGUAGACAGUGUCUUCAAAAUCGGACCCCUGUUUGCCAACACUGCAUAUACUAAAUCAAUCAACAUCGAUUUAAAGGAAGGAGAAGGAAAAGCAGAGUCCACUUUGAGUUUUGAUUCCACAAUGUUUAAGAGUCAAACUGUCACCCAGGUAGAAUAUGACGAUAAAGAGUUAUCCAUUGUGUCCAAAACAAAUUCAGAAAAUGAUGUUCUGAUGCAUGUAGCUGAACUGAAGUGCAAGGAUGGCAAGUUGUCUUUGAAGUCAGAUGCUAAUGCCAAAGCACCUGGAAAAGCCAUUCGCCUUCAAACCAACCUCAAUUUGGCAAAAGAUAAAGCAAACUUCAGAGUUGAGACCCAGGCAAAUGAUGGACCUACUCGAGCAUUUUCACUUCUUAUGGGAUCUCUGAAUGGUGAUGGACUUGAAGUAAACAUAGAUGGCUCUCUAAACCUAGAGAAUAAACGUGGAGCACACAAAGGUACACUUACUGUGGGAAGGAAUGGCUUGGCUACAAGUUGCACAACAACACUUCUGUGUAGCUCGAUGACAUUUGAAAAAACCUUCAAUGCUGGAAUUGAUAGAACUGGAGCCUCCAUGUCUCUUAUGGCUAAAGGAUCAUCGCAGGUCAGUACGGGUGAGCUUAAUGUGGAGGGCAAGAUCUCCGAGAAUGGAGUUAACUUAAACAGCAUUUUUAAAGGCACCGCUUUUAGCAGUGAUGCAAGAAGCACCAUGAACUUGGCUCUAAAUAAGCAGGGCUUGACUUUCUUCAACACCAUGAUGGGAACUUUGGGAAAAAUGAGAACUGAAAGCACACACACUCUGGAUGUAACUCUGUGGACCCUGGGAUUCCAGUCCAAGAUAGACGCUUUGAUCUGUGAUGGUGCAUCCUACAACCAUGAUGUCAAGGUUAACUUGAAACCUUUUGUUGCUUCUUUGAACUCAAACUGUAAACUUGAUGUGUUUGAUCUCACACUAAAGAAAGAAGGUAACCUUAAGAUGGAGCCAUUUAAGAUAGACGCAACUGGAAGCAUUACUGGAAAAUAUAAGCAAGACAAUACCAUUAAGACGACUUGUGGAUUCAGUUUAAUCGACUUGUCUGGGUCAAUGAAAUGUGACUCAACUGGAGAAGUCCUAGAUUCACAGAUCAGCCAUAACUUUGACCUGGAAUUUGCUGGAUUGGCGUCUGUUUUGAAAAGUGAAACCCGUUUAAAUUCCAGAGAUUUGCGUCUUGAGAAUACAAUCCGCACGAUGGCCAUGCCAUUUAGCCUCACUAUCGAUGCCAUUCUUAAUAGUGAUGGUUCAGUUAAUUUCUGCGGUAAGCACAGUGGUCAACUAUAUAGCAAGUUCCUCUUAAAGGCAGAACCUUUUGCAAUCGCUAAGUCCCAUGACUGGAGAGCCUCUGCCACAAUCAAGUUGCCAAAUGGUAACAUAGCUGAAACUCAGAUUGAAAACAAAUGUGAUGGCUUGUUGAUGCCCAAUGAGCAGUCUAUGUCAUGGAAAUUGAAGUCCAAGCUAAAUAACCAUGCAUACAACCAAGAUGUCAGUAUUUACAACAAAGAAAUGGAUAUGGGAGCUCAGCUGUCUGGAGUGCUCCUAACAAAUCUGUUCAACAAAGCAGCAGACUCUAUUGAUGUUUCUUUGGACAAUCAAGAAUUCAGUGUCUUUGGUUCCAUCAAGUAUGAUAAAAACAAAGACUGCCAUAUGAUUGAUUUACCCUUUAUUGAAAGUCUUCCAGUUGCCCUUGAGAAGAUGAAAACCUCAAUCGUAAGCAUGCUCGAAUCUCUUCAGAAGCACCUUAAUGGGUUAGAUCUCAAUUAUUUGGUCAGGCAAUUUAAAGAGAACUUGGAUAAAUUCCCCAAAAAGGUUGGUGAUUUCAUAGAGGAUCUUGACCUUGAAAACAAAUUAAACAUGGCCAAAGAUGUGGUGGUGUCUUUAGCGCAAGACUAUGCUGUUAACUUAGAUGACUUAGAAGCAUCUAUGGAAAACUUAAAGACUGAUUUAGAAAAAGCCUUAAUUGAUCUGGCAACCAAAAUAAGGGACCUGAAAGCUCAAAUCAAAGAUUUUAUUCAAAGUGGAUCUUGGACCGACAUUUUAAAAACUAUUGGAGAUGAACUUAAAGCUUUUGAUACAAGAAAUCAUAUAACAAGCACAAUCCUAGAAAUCAUCAGUGCUAUUGAAGAUGUAAUUGGACAAAUUGAUCUGCAAAAACUACAUGAUAGUAGCAUGGACUGGUUAAAAAAACUUGACGCUGAGUAUGACAUCAGAGCAAAGAUCCAAGACAAAAUAAGUGAACUAAAGGAAGCCGUGGAGAACUUUGAUAUUACAAAGUUUAUUCAGGAUGUAAUAGACUAUUUAAGCUCGGCUGAUUUGGCUAUGUACCUGGAACAGUUGUCAGACCACAUCCCCUCAGAUGAGAUUAAAAAAGUCAUCGAUUCCAUUAAGGAUGUUGUUUUUAACUGGAUUGAGGAAUAUGAAGUUGUGGAAAAACUUAAUUAUGUUUACUCAAUAAUAAGCAACCUGUUUCAAAAAUAUGAAAUUGAAAAGAGGAUGGAAGAUUUUGUUAAACUGGUAAAGAAUCUUUUUGAACAGUACAAAAUCCAGGAGACUGUGGAGGCAGUAGUAGAUACUUUAAAAUCUAUUCCAACUGAAUAUUAUUCAGACAGGUUUAUGACACUCCUGAACUCUGCUGUUAGUAAAUUAAAAUCAUUCGACAUUAAGAAAAACCUGGACGAUCUAAAUGACUAUAUUCAAAUGAUUAUCAAGAAAAUAAAAGAUUUUGAUUACGAUAAAUUUGUCGAUGAAGCCAAUAAGAAAAUCAGCCAAUUUAUAGAUUUUGUUAAUGAACAAAUACAGAUCUAUGAAAUUCCACAGAAGAUUGAAGCUUCCAGAGAGUUUCUUAGAAAGAUGCAGGAAUCUGUUUACAAUUAUAUUGAGCAAUUAAAAAAUACCAAAGUAGCUGAGCUGUACAGGAUACUUAAGGGGGUUAUAGACACCACAGCUUACAAGGAUAUUAAACUGAAGAUUCAGGAUAUGCUUGAAGAUUUGAGACAGAGAAUCAAUGACAUGGAUAUCGGCGAUGAAAUAGAAGUUUAUUUACAGCGGGCAAGUGAAUCCUACACCAAUAUGAUUGCCUUCAUCUCAUCUAAGUUCAAAAACUUCAUUGAACUAAUUCGCAAUAUAUGUGAUGAACAAGAAAUCCUUGAUAAUAUCCUCCAAGCUGUGGAAGGAUUUCUCAGUUCUCUCAAGAUGGCAGGAAUUGAAACACCAGCUUUUACUCUGCCAUUCACUUCACUCGAAGUUCCUAAUUUUAAAAUAAACAUGGCUAGUCUUCAAGAUAUCACUAUUCCAUCAGUGAUAACAGUGCCAGAAUUCAAGAUUCUGGACUGUAUUGAAGUUCCAUCCAUCACUAUUGACUUUGAAAUGAUUAAACAGAAGAUAAUUGAAUUCAUCGAUCACAUUAGAGACCUUGAAAUUCCUGAGCUUGAUCCCGAGGACACCUUUGGUGACUUAAGAGUGCUUUAUUUGUUCGACCUGCCAGAUUUUACCUUUCUGGAGUUCAAGCUUGUUGAUAUGAAGUUCCCAGACAUAAAUAUACCAAAACUCAAUGUCCAGGAUUUCGAGAUCACCAUGUUGCCGAUCCCUGAGGUCAAACUGCCAAAAAUUCAAUUUAAACCAUGCAUACCAGCUUUUGGGAAGCUGUCUGGACAACUUCAAUUCAACUCCCCACACUACACAAUGAAGACAGUGGCAGAAAUUCAAAAUACAACUGUCAAAAGCUCGGAUCCACAGUUCAAAGCUACGCUGAACUCACAGGCCAAAUCGACUAUAGAUUUUCUUGGCUAUUCGCUGGAUGCGAUGCUUCAAAUCGCAUGCCCUAAAAAGAAGAAAAUGGUCAUUAGUGAAACAAUGAAAGUCACCCACGUAGGUUUUAAUAUCGAUCAUGAAGGUUCUCUUGUUUUUAGUGGACCAUCAGCUGAGGCGAAAGUGAAGACAUCUGCUAAAGCAACAACAGAACCAUACAAAGCUGAUUUAUCCAAUGAAAUAGGAGUUGCUCUAAAGGAUGGAAUAUCAUUGACCAUGGAUACAACUUAUAACCAUAAGCUAAAUAUUGCCUGUCUGGACUUCUCAAAUGAGGCAACAUUUAGAAAAACUGCUAAGGCUCAAUUUGAGUCUGGAACCAUUUCAUUGACCUGUAAAAAUGUGGGAGAUUUUAAAUGGUCAUAUAAUGACCUCACUGAUGAAGGCAUACACAAGAGCAAUCUAGAGUUCAGUGUCAACACUGGCACUGCAAAGCUCACGAUGGACGGUGAAACUAACAGCAAACUCUUUAAAAUAAAAAAAUCACUCAAUGCUGAAUCUGUCCUUCUGAGUCACAUUAAAAUCGAUGCCAGUGCUGAGACUGAGACUCCGUUUAUAAAGAAAAGUGUCAUGAGACUUACAGGAACGGCUCAAACGGAGGGUCUCAAAAUUGAACUGACGGCCUCACACGAUGCAGAACUGACUGGAAAAGUCAGUGGAACCCUGUCAAAUUCUUGUGACUUUUUGGCGCAACCGUUUGAGAUUGCCCUUGACUGCAAAAAUAAAGGGAAUUCAAAGAUAACCCUGCCCCUUAAACUAACUGGAAAGAUCGAUCUUCAGCAUGAUUACAAGCUGAUUUUUAACUCUAAAAAACAGCACACGUCUUGCGUGGCUCUGGCUCGCUUCAACCAGUAUAAAUACAACCACAACUUCACGUUAGAAAACAAUGAAAUGGGUGCAGGGAUCUACGCAUCAGUCGACGGUGAGGCCAAUCUUGACUUUUUGACUGUCCCGCUAAAUAUCCCAGAGAUGACUGUGCCAUACUUUGAAAUCAAAACUCCUAAGAUCACAGGUUUUUCUUUGUGGAAUGAUUUGUGUCUGAAAGAUCUACUGACCAGUCCUCAACAAUCCUUUGAUAUUGACUUUAAGCUGCAUUAUCAAAAAAACCCUGAAAAACACACAUUAGACCUGGAUCUUGAGCCUUUCUACAACUUUAUUAAUGACAACGCUAAGAACCUAGGAGUACACUUUGAACAUGGACGGGAUGCAAUCGUUGAUGCCUUAACAAGCUCUUAUAACAAAGCCAGGUCUCAGUUUGAAAAAUACAACAUUGAUACAUCCAACCAGCCUCCAAGAUAUUUCACUGUCCCUGGAUACACUAUUCCUUUUCUGAAUAUCGAAGUUUCAGCAUUUAGAGCGGAGUUGCCAGCGGUUGGCUUUUUCAUGCCCAAAGAGCUCAGCACACCAAGCUUCAAACUUCCUAUCCUGUGUUUCUCAGUGCCCUCGUAUACUCUUGUACUUCCAUCUCUAGGGUUACCAGUAUUAAAUGUUCCUAAAACACUAAAAAAAUUGAAGCUACCCACGUUCACAUUACCAGAGAUUCAAAACAGCAUCAUGAUACCUGCUUUAGGCAACUUGACCUACGACUUCACAUUCAAAUCACCCGUGAUUACCGUCAGCUCUAACGGCGGCUUGUACAAUCAGUCAGACCUUGUCAUCAAACUGGGUGCAACGUCUACCUCUGUAUUUGACCUCCUUAAAGGCAAACUCGAUGGUACCACGAGCAUUACCAAAAAGAGGUGUCUGAAGGUGGCCACGACGCUGUCACUGGAACACAAGAAUGCAGAAUAUAAUCAUGACAGCAGUUUCAGCCUUACAAAGAGAAAUAUUGAGACCUCCUGGGCAAAUGUCUUCAAGGUCAAACUGCCUGUUUUUACAAUGGAGUUGAAUCAGCAACUCAGUGGAAAUACUAAGACCAAGCCUAACAUUGCUUCAAAUCUAAAACUUCAAUACACCUAUCGUCUCCCACUAUUAAAAGCAGAAGGAAAGGGAAACAUGGAGCAUGCCCUUUCGCUUGAGACACUGCUAACUCAUUUCUCUCUGGAGAGUAUUUUAAAAGGUAAGACUGAUGGGAAAUUUCAAGAGACUGGACGGUUUUCUGAUUCUUUUAACAAUGAAGCAACGAUAUACCUGAAUAUCAAUGGUCUCCGUUCCACUGUGAAAACAGACAUAACCUCUGAUGGAGACUACAAAAAGAACAAAAUCUGGAAUUUAGACAUUACUAAGAACUUUGAACUUGAGGCUUCUCUUAAACGUAUUUAUGCUACAAUAACUUACACAAGCAACAACAAGGUCAAUACUGCAUCAUUCUCGACCAAUGGAAAGCACUUAGUGUCAGGUUUGUUUGAAUUUGUUCCACUGACGACGCUGUCUUCUCAUUUCGUUAUUGAUAUAUCGCAACCAUCCAGCCUUGGUUUUGCAGGACUAGCUGAGAACAUGGAUCUUGCUAUCUCUUUGGACAAACAGAAGUUCGUUUGGAAUUGCACACAAAAACUAGGAUCUGUUAAACAUUUCAGUGACCUUUUGCUAUCCAACGAUGUAUCCGAGAUUCGCAUGGAGUAUACAAAAUUACUUUUAGGUUAUGUUGCAUUCCUGAAGUCUAUCAAAUUGCCUGUGUAUCAGAAAUCUCUGUGGGAUGUGUUGAAGUUUGAUGAGACCACCAGCACCGAUCAAUUACAGUCCUUUAGCUUUGCUACUCACUGGGUAUAUACCAAGAGUAUGGAUGGAAUACUCUUGACACUACCUUCAAAAGUGUUUGAUAAAGGACUCACAUUUAAAAUUCCAGUAUUUACAAUACCAGCACCCAACUGGCUAAAACAGAUUCCACAUAUUCUUAAAGAUAUUGACAAGCGACUUGAAAAUGCAGAUGUACCUGACUCUAUCACUAUCCCACCUGCCAUCACUAUUCCAUCUUUUAAUCUACCUUUCACCAGCUUACAAGUGCCAUCUUUUACAAUAGAUCCAAAGAGUCUGAAAAUCCCAAAUGUCAUCAAAACAAACUCAUUCGACAUAACUCUGCCGGCUCUACCAAAGGUCAAAGUUCCCAGCAUUGAAAUAAGCACAAAAUAUUUGAAGGACAAAAUGGCUCUUCUGUUUUUUAAGUUCCCAAAAUACGAGAUAACCAUCUCACCACUUACCCUGCCUAAAUCUUUCACCAUUGGUGAGCACACUAUCAGUCUGGAUGACAUCAUCAAAAGUGUGUGUAACUUCGAGAUGCCAGCCAUAACCAUCCCUGAACAGAAACUUGAGAUCCCAGAGAUCUCCCUCCACCUACCAGUCGGUGUGUUUAUUCCAGCGUUCGGUGCCCUCUCCACUACUGUGAAAGUUUCCUCCCCGAUUUAUAACAAAACAAUGACAGCAAAAAUGGAGAAUAAGGCGCCAGGAUUUGUGUACACACUCAAGUCCAACUGUAUUUCCACCAUGACCUUCUUGGUGUAUGACUUGGAAGCUGUUGCCAGAGUUUCCCUUGAUAAUGGAGCCUUAAAUUUGGAUGGAAAGUGUACCCUGUCCCACAAUGAUUUGAAGGUGAACUGGAAGCAUGACCUCCAAAAGAGUUUGAGAGUAAAACGAGAGGAACCUUCUGCUUCAAGGCCCCACAGACACACUCUGGAUAUUGAUGUUAUUAGCCAAACAUUUGCGGAUAUAAAAUUCCACUUUGCCUCCCACAGCAACGGUAUCACAUCUUCAGUCUCCUCACCUGCUGGCUUUGUUGGAUUCCAGUUUACAAAGAGAUCAAACUCCCAAUAUUAUGGGAAAUUCUUUACCCGAACCUUGUCAUCCACUGACAAGGAUACAGAUCUACUGAGUUUCAAGAUAACGCUGAAAAAUUCAGAUAAACUGAACCUUCAAACCAGCUGGCAUCUUAACGGGUUCUUCGAAAUGGUGAAUGGAUUCAAAGCCAAGCUGCCUGAUAUCACCGCAGCAAUCCGUGACUUCUUCAACAAAUACCACAAAGCUCAUUUCGGCAUUGAUCUCAAUCGGGCUGCUGUAAAGUUCAGAAAUGCCAUAAGUAACAGUAUUGACAGAGCGUACAGCGACUUCCCUAAAGUAUUAGAUUCUAUGCAGAACUCGAUCGAGCAACUGAGCCAGCAGUCCAAAGACAUGUUGAAGCAAACGAUGAAGAGCAUGCCAGAGAUUAACUGCCAGGAUUUGAUCAACAAAGUUACCAACAAAAUUAAAGACCAGCUUCAGACUUAUGAGUCCAACGUUCGGGUGGUUUUCGACGCUAUUAUGAAGUUCCUGAGUGAGACCAAGUUUCAACUGCCAGGUUUUGAAGAGAAACUCACCGGACAGGAGUUAUACUACAGGAUGAGACGCUCUCUCUCGACGGCCAUCAAACGGGCUGCGGGUAGAUUUACCAGCCUUAUGGAGACCAUAGCAGACGCGGUUGCAAGCUUCAUCAAGGAAAUCAAUUUCAGUAUCCCAGGCACAAAUUUAAUUUUUAAUGGCCGAGAGAUGAUGGAGAAUCUAAAAUCUGCCGUGAAGUCGGCACAGGAUGAUAUAAUUCAAGCAAUGAAGAGAUGGGAAGGAAUGAAGCUAGAGAGCUUGCUACAGAAUAUCAGUGAUUUAAUAAAACGCUACAUCCAGAGUAUUAGAAAGUUCAUCAAUUCGUUGAAGACUGAACAAUUUCAGGACCUUUCAAGCUGUGUCCGUGGAAUUUAUUCUAAGAUCAGCAACACCCAAGCAAUGCAAUCAAUCACCAAACGGCUUCAAGAAGCAAAAACAAAUGCAAUAGAGUACAAAGACAAAGCGCAACAGAAAAUCCAAGACUUCUACAACGACUUAUCCCUAGAUAGUCUUAACUCAGCCAUCAGUGAUGUGUUUUCAUUCCUAGAGAAACACAUUCGUACGAUUACUGAAGAUGUCAUUGAAUUUCUAAAAAAGGUUUCUCAGCAUACACAGCCAUACGUAAAGGUCAACAGCAAAAAGAUAGAUAUCGAUAUCCCACUUCCUUUUUACUGGAAUUCUUUUAGUGACUGGCCAAGCAUGACUUAAAUUUCACUGUUAAACUGUGUCAAAAUACACAUAUCGCCAAAAGUAUUUGAACACCUAACCAGGUGACAUCUCAUUUGGAAGACAUCUCAUUUGGAAAACAAAUGGUAUUAAAAAAGAGUGACCGCUGUGUGAUAUAUUCAGCUAUAUUUGUGUCCAUUUAGUCAAAAGAAAAACAUAUGAAUUAGAAGGGGUGUCCCAAAACUCUAUUUAGUGGACAUCUAAUUGUCAUACAGACAAAACACUGUGUUUAAGUAUUUGUGUAUUUUUUUUUUUCAUUGUACUGAUAUGUAACCAACUUAAAACUCUAAUGGAACCUGAGUAAAAUCUUGUUUGCAUAUAACAAAA
Trichomycterus rosablanca is the source of this 13563-nucleotide messenger RNA. RefSeq names its product apolipoprotein Ba (gene apoba). Gene Ontology annotation, molecular function: cholesterol transfer activity; low-density lipoprotein particle receptor binding. Gene Ontology annotation, biological process: cholesterol transport; lipoprotein transport; cholesterol homeostasis. The record is from RefSeq and is a predicted model, not a curated record. Gene Ontology annotation, cellular component: low-density lipoprotein particle; mature chylomicron; very-low-density lipoprotein particle. The transcript is spliced from 29 exons. The coding region runs from base 16 to 13218 and encodes 4400 amino acids. Lineage: Eukaryota; Metazoa; Chordata; Actinopteri; Siluriformes; Trichomycteridae.